AUGGACCACCACCGUUACUCUCGCCCUUCGACAUUGGGCUCCUCUGCAAACUCCACUUCCGCUUCUCUGGAAUCCUGCAUAUCCUCCCUCCGCUCCUCCGUCGACCUCCUCUCCGUAUCAAUCUCGACACUCGACACAGGAAUCCACGACUUCCCUCGCAUUGCACACCUCCUUUCCUCAGCCAGACACUUUGAGCUCCUCCCCGAACGCGAAGUCACCGCUGCCCUCCAAAGCCUCGAAACCGAAGUCGGGCCACAAGUCCAGGAACUCCUCCGCCGAGCUGAAGGGUCGGUAAAUAGGCUUGAACGACGCGAGUAUGCACUGAGAUCAAAGAUGGAUCUACAGGAGGUACGACUACAACAGAAGCCGCCUGUGAAGCCGAGAGCGCCUGUUCGACCUGUAAGAACUUCCGCAACGGCAUCAAGAGAGUUGGAGGAUAGGAUGAGGACGUUGAAAGCCAGGAAAGAGCGCUUGGCAUAUAGUGUGGAAAGACUCGAGCUUGAGCAGGAGAGAAAAGAGAGACAGGUGCGGAUGAGUAUGGGCUUUGGUUUGCAGAAUCAUGGGCAGUCUUUGGCUUGA
Messenger RNA from Saitoella complicata NRRL Y-17804, 579 nucleotides. RefSeq lists its product as uncharacterized. Gene Ontology annotation, biological process: attachment of spindle microtubules to kinetochore. Gene Ontology annotation, cellular component: DASH complex; spindle microtubule. Bases 1 to 579 code for a protein of 192 amino acids. The record is from RefSeq and is a predicted model, not a curated record. NCBI's taxonomy places the organism in Eukaryota, Fungi, Ascomycota, Saitoellomycetes, Saitoellales, Saitoellaceae. The transcript has a single exon.